Zootoca vivipara (common lizard) is the source of this 38896-nucleotide messenger RNA. RefSeq names its product patched domain-containing protein 3-like. NCBI's taxonomy places the organism in Eukaryota, Metazoa, Chordata, Lepidosauria, Squamata, Lacertidae. Gene Ontology annotation, cellular component: membrane. The record is from RefSeq and is a predicted model, not a curated record.
UCCCGCUCAGUUCCUCCUUUUCGAGGUGUUUUAGAAACUCUGCCCAGCACACUCGUGCUGUGGGGCAGGGCUUAUUCGGAGAACGGUCUUAACUCCGUCCUGAGUCCGGCUCUCUUCGCCGCUGGCAGGAGGAGAAAUAGAAAAAGCUCCAAGGAAAAAUAAGGCGAUGGCGCCUCUCGACUGCCACACAGACUGCGUGGAGAGGCCCCUGUCGCGCGCGAUGCAUGCCCUGGGCGCCCUGGUGGGCGCGCACCCGUGGCCCUUCCUGCUCGUGCCCGUGGCGCUCUCGGCCGCUUUGGGCACCGGCUUCGGGUUCCUCAGCAGCCUGGAGGACAACGACAUCGAGCGCCAGUUCACGCCGGUCAAGGGCCCCGCCAAGAGCGAGCGGCGCUUCGUGCAGGCGCACUUCCCCACCGACGACGCGCAGCGCUUCUCCGCCGAGAGGCUGAGCACCGAGGGCUCCUUCGUCGCCUUCAUCGCCGUGGCCCGCGGCGGAGGCUCGCUCCUCACCCGGGAGGCCUUCGCCGAGCUGCUGGCGCUGGACAAGGCGGUGUGGGAGCUCCGCAGCCCCGACGGCGCCGCGCUCCCCUUCGCCCAGCUCUGCGCGCGAGGCAUCCCCGGCGACAACUGCAGCAGCCCCAACCCGCUGCUGAGCGCCGUGGGAGGCGACCCGGCCGGGAUAGAGGCGCUGCUGCCCGACCUCACCUUCCCGCUCUACAUACCUCCGAGCUUUCCCAAUCCCGUUUUCUUGGGCCACCUUCUGGGAGGCCUCGACUUGGCCCCCGGGGAUGGGCCGUCGCGCCCCGUCCGGGCAGCCAAAGCGCUGCGCCUCUUCUACUACUUGCAGGAGGAUGAGGCUUCUCGGAGAAACGACAGCGCGCUCUGGCUCCGGACGUUUCUGGAGCGCAUCCCGGGUGUGGUGAAAUCCUUGAACCUCGCAACCAUCCAGGUGGCUUAUUUUACUUCAGACUCCAGACAGGAAGAGUUUGAAAAAAAUACUAAGGAAGUGGUGCCUUUGUUUUCCAUCACGUAUACCUUAACAAUCACCUUCUCAAUUAUUACAUGCUCAAGGCUGGACUGUGUACGGACGAAAGUGUGGGUUGCAGCUUUUGGGGUGCUGUCAGCAGGCUUAUCUGUCGUCAGCAGCUUUGGAUUACUGCUCUUUUGUGGGGUGCCGUUUGUUGUCACAGUUGCAAAUUCACCAUUUCUUAUCCUUGGGGUUGGUGUUGAUGACAUGUUCAUCCUGGUGUCUUGCUGGCAGCAGACUAAAGUGAAGAACAGUGUCAAAGAUCGGAUGGCUGACACCUACAGAGAAGCAGCCGUGUCCAUUACCAUCACAACUCUCACGGACGUUUUAGCCUUCUACAUUGGAAUUGCAACUCCAUUCCAGUCCGUUCAGGCAUUUUGCAUCUAUACAGGAACAGCCUUUGUGUUCUGCUACUUAUAUAGCCUGACAUUCUUGGGGGCCAUUCUUGCUUUAAAUGGGAGACGAGAAGAAAGCAACAGACACUGGCUCACAUUCAUGAAAGUGAACAAUGAGCCCCAGGAUUCUCAGGGCAGCACAUAUAACAUGUGCUGUGUAGGAGGGUCGUUUGAUGAGUCCACUGGAGCAGAGACUGAACACCCCAUGAAUGGAUUAUUUAGAAAGUAUUAUGGUCCCUUCCUUAUGCACACCUGGACCAAGGUGCUUGUGGUAGUCCUUUAUCUCAUGUACUUGGGUAUUAGUAUUUUUGGCUGCACUCAAAUCCAAGAAGGUAUAGAUCUUCGAAAUCUAGCUAGUGAUAAUUCUUACGUCAUCCAGUAUUAUGAAUGGGAAAAGAAAUAUUUUUCAGAAUAUGGCCCAAGGGUUAUGGUUGUUGUUACUGAAAGCAAAGCUUAUUGGGAUUCAUCUGUCCGUGCAGAUAUUGAAAACUGCAUGAAUGCACUAGAAAGAUCAUCCUACAUCAACAAGAAUUUAUCAGUGUCCUGGUUGAGAACUUACGAAGAUGUCGCUAAACGUAUGUCUUUCAGUAUAGAUGACCGUAGGCUUUUCAUUGACAAUUUAUCCACCCUCCAUAGAAUUAAUCCAGACUUCAAGUGGGAUGUUAAUGUUAUUGGUACAGAAAUAUUAGCGUCACGUUUUUUCAUACAGACAGUCAAUGUUACUACUGCAGUGGAUGAGAAGAGUCUUUUAAAUGAGCUGAGAGGCCUUGCUGAGGGCUGCAAGGUACCAUUAAUGGUUUAUCAUCCAGCUUUUAUAUACUUUGAUCAAUAUAUUGUGAUCGUUCGGAACACGAUUCAAAAUGUUGUGAUUGCUGCUGGAGCCAUGCUGUUCAUUUCCUUACUACUCAUUCCCAAUCCUCUUUGUUCUUUGUGGGUAACCUUUGCUAUUGCCUCUGUUAUUGUCGGUGUAGCUGGUUUCAUGACCUUCUGGAAUGUGAAUCUCGAUUCCAUAUCCAUGAUCAACCUUGUAAUUUGCAUAGGGUUUUCAGUAGACUUCUCUGCCCAUAUUUCUUAUGCUUUUGUUGCCAGUGAGAAACACAACGUGAAUGACAAGGCUGUGGAUGCUCUGUACCGCCUUGGCUACCCUGUUGCGCAGGGAGCCAUUUCCACUAUCUUGGGAGUUAUUGUACUUUCCAUGGCAUCCUCUUACAUCUUCAGAACCUUUUUUAAGAUAAUGUUUCUGGUGAUCUUGUUUGGGGCUGUUCACGGUCUCAUUUUUAUUCCUGUGUUCUUAACUUUCUUCGGCUUUUGUAGUCAAAUGCCAAAUAGACAGUUUCCAGUCAGUGCCCAGAGCUCCAGUGCUGAAGGAGUUCCUUUGAAAGAUACAAAUACUGUAUUAUGAAACCGCCUAAUGUAAACAUGACAAUAUUGCAAUGAGAGCAGUUCGAUAAUGGAACUAAUUACCGAGAGGACGGGUGUGGGCUCUUCCUGGUGAGCAUUAAAGGUCCCCAUCCCUACUUUGCGGGCUGCCGUCUGAUUGGAUUUUACUUUGAUUCUGACUUGAUUUUAGGAUAUAGAAUGUAUUUUAAUUGAUUGCUUGAUUUUAUGGUAAUAUGCCAUGUAUUUGAUGUUAGCCUCUCUAAGCCCGGUUUUGGCCAGGGAGGGUGGGGUAUAAAUUAUUAUUAUUAUUAUUAUUAUUAUUAUUAUUAUUAUUUCUCAGUGUUAUCUCUCCCACCACUUGCGGGCCAACUUUGGAAAGUGAGCGGGACCACUGACAUCAUGAUUACAUCAGGUUGCCCUUUUGCCCACAUGGGUCUUGCAAAGCACUCCACCCCCAUCGUUCUGCCCGGACACUGAGGUCCAGCGCCGAGGGUCUUCUGGCAGUUCCCUCGCUACGAGAAGCCAAGUUACAGGGAACCAGGCAGAGGGCCUUCUCGGUAGUGGCACCCACCCUGUGGAAUGCCCUCCCACCAGAGGUCAAAGAGAACAACAAUUACCAGACCUUUAGAAGGCAUCUCAAGGCAGCCCUGUUUAGGGAAGCUUUUAAUGUUUGAUUUCUGUAUUUUAAUGUUUUGUUGGAAGCCGCCCAGAGUGGCUGGGGGAACCCGGCCAGAUGGGCGGGGUAUAAAUAAUAAAUUAUUAUUAUUAUUAUUAUUAUUAUUAUUAUUAUUAUUAUAUUCGUAAGAUCGAAUGAUUAGCUGAUUGUCAGGUGUUGCAAAGCCCUGCACACAGCAGUUUGCUUAGGAUAUUUCAGGCACCAACAUUCCACUAAUUGACAGUGCCUCAAAACCGCUUUCAGUUGAGCCACGUUUCAAACCUGCCUGAAAAUACCACCUUAUUGAAGUGGGAACCCCUCCUUAUCCCAGAUCUGUAGGAGCCUACUAAGAUAGUAUAUCUCAUGUUCUCUGUUAAACCAAAGAUGCUGUGAUAUUAAGCACCCAAUAUAUACAGUAUAGCAAGUUUCGCUUGUGUCAUAUUUUCUUUUCUUUUUUAACUUUGUUUUAAUGUAGGCAGUGUGUAAGUAGUGUGUUACCUUUUCUACAGGUCAGUUUCAUUUGUUGAGACAUUAGUGUUACUGGUACAUUAGGAAGAAAAGGGGGGAAGAGGUGGAGGGGGGAAUGGUGAGUGGGGUCGGGUGGUGUUUUUCUAGUUCACUUAAUGUAUGUGUGGGGCGUUGUGUCAGUGUCGUUUGUGUUGGUUCUCUUUGCUAUUCGCUUGUGUUCCUUUGGUGGUGAGAGAAGUUGGGGUUUGCCUAGGGUGUGAUUGCUUGUUUGUGAUUGGCUAUGGUGAACUUUGUUUUCAUGUGUGAGUUGGGUGGGUGUUUUUGAAUCAGGAUAGCCAUAUGCUGUUGGUGGAUUCUUGUCAUUGUCUUGUUGGGCAGUGUAUGUGAUAAAGGGGAGCCAUACCGGGGUGAAGGUAUAUAUACUAGAGCAGAAGAAAACAAGAUUGUUCCAUCUUCCAUGUGACACUCCUUGAGAUAAUUGAAGAUAGCUCUCAUAUCUUCUCUCAGUCUUCUCUUUACCAGGUUAAACAUGCCCAACUCCUUCAACUGUCCUCAUAAGGCUUGGUUUCCAUACCCUUGAGCAUCUUGGUUGCUCUCUUCUGUACAUGUUCCAGCUUGUCGAUAUCUUAAAUUGUGGUGCCCAGAACUGGCCAUAGUACUCCAGGUGUGGUCUGAACAAGGCAGAAUUGAGCAUAGAAUCAUAGAGUUGGAAGAGACCACAAGGGCCAUCCAGUCCAACCCCCUGCCAAGCAGGAAACACCAUCAAAGCAUUCUUGACAUAUGCCUGUCAAGCCUUUGCUUAAAGACCUCCAAAGAAGGAGACUCUACCACACUCCUUGGUAGCAAAUUCCACUGCCGAACAGCUCUUACUGUCAGGAAGUUCUUCCUAAUGUUUAGGUGGAAUCUUCUUUCUUGUAGUUUGCAGCCAUUGCUCCGUGUCCGCUUCUCUGGAGCAGCAGAAAACAAUCUUUCUCCCUCCUCUAUAUGACAUCCUUUUAUAUAUUUGAACAUGGCUAUCAUAUCACCCCUUAACCUUCUCUUCUCCAGGCUAAACAUACCCAGCUCCGUAAGCCGUUCCUCAUAAGGCAUCGUUUCCAGGACAGAAUACUUCGGUUAAUGCAGCGUAGAAUAGCAUUAACUUUUUUUUGCUGCUGCAUUGCACUGUUGACUUAUAUUAGCCUUGUGGUCUGCUAAGACCCCAAAUCCUUUUUACAUGUACUAUUGGCAGGUCAGGUGUCCCCCAUCUUCUAUUGUGAAGCUGGUUCUUCCUAUUAGUGUAGAACCUUACAUUUGUCCCUAUUGAAAUUGCCUGUUGAGAUAAUAGCCCGUAAUUGGCUAAUUAUCGAUAACACAGCUUUGUGAGACAGAAAGAUAGCAGAGAAAUCUAUCUGCCUACGAACAAAUUCUUAGCUGCGUUUCAGACGUAGCAAAAAUACUCGCCCAGUACGCUCCGUCACAAAUGUCAAGCCUCUGUUUCUAAAACGUCCAGAAACUUUACUCCCAAGUUCAUAUCACAUUCCGUAGCAGCGAAAGCUUUAUCCAACUUUUCUGUGCCUGUGAAAUAACUCAUGUCCACUCCCUUGUUCGUUAAAACAAAGAAGAUUUAUUGCUUAGGGCAGCUCAGCCUGGUGUGGACAUCUCCAUCUUGGCUGGAAGCUGCGACACGAACAGACAGGAUACAAACAUACAGCGUUCUCAUAUAACAGAAAGUUACAACAGUACACAGGUACUUCCUGUUUACAUGGACACGUCAUAGGGCCCCGCGGCAGGACGAUUGCUGAGCUAUUAACCCUCUCAGCUCACAUUGCCUCCCCCUUUUUUGCCAAGUUCUCCAAUCUGUUAAGGUCAUAUUGAAUUCCCUCAAUACCUUCAUCCAAGUUGUUAAUGAAGAUGUUGAACAACAGUGGGCCCAGGACAGAACCCUGUGGCACCCAACUUGCCCUCUUUUUCCAGGAUGAUGAGGAACCAUUGGUGAGCACUCUUUGGGUUUGGUCAGUCAACCAGCUAUAAAUCCACCUUACAGUUACGAAGUCCAGUCCACAUUUUACCAGCUUCUCUGCAAGAAUAUCAUGGGAGACUUUGUCAAAAACCUUACUGAACUCAAGAUGCACUACAUCUACCCCAUUCUGUUGAUCAACCAAGCUUGUAGCUUUGUCAGAAAAAGAAAUGAGGUUUGUCUGGCAUGACUUUUUUUUUUUUUGAGAAACCCAUGCUGGGUCUUAAUACUCACAGCACCCUUUUCUAAGUGCUCACAGACCAACUGCUUAAUUAUCUGUUCUAGGACCUUUCUUGGUAUAGACGUCAAGCUAUCUGGUAAGUAGUUACCUGGGGGCAACAUCUGCCCUCCAGUCUGCAGAGAUCUCAACCGUUCUCCAAGAAUUCUCAAAGACUAUAGACAGAUGCUCUGAGAUUACAUCCUCAAGUUCCUUUAGUACCCUUGGGUGCAGCUCAUCAGGCCCUGGAGACUGGAAUUCCCUUACCAUCUCUUUUCCUAUCUUGGGCUGCAGUUCCAUCCCUGCAUCAUUUAUUAUAUUAUCAAUAGAUUGGAAACUGCUUUCCUUUUGGGUGAAGACAGAGGCAAAGGUUUUGAGCAGUUCCACCGUCUGAGUGUUCUGUGUAUUUGCUUUUUUUGUUUACUUUUUUACAGACUUUGCAAAAAGCAAAGUCUGUAAAUAAAUGACGGGCCCUCUGUAAGCAUUUUUCUGCCUCUGUAAACUAUCCUUGGACAAGCAAGAUUUGGUUAUAAAAUUAGGAAGGGCUGCAGUGGGGAAAGUACAUUUAUUAAGCUGAAUAUGAGAACAGCAACCUCCAUGUUGUGGCUGGGGCAGAGGAGGGAGAGUUUGGUUGUGCUCUCAUCAGCAUCUAAAAAUCUAAUUCUAACCUUCGUAGCAUCUUUGAAAAGGGUCCUUGUAUUUUCCCAUUUUGUUGCCUUUAUGGUGUCUUCUUGGCCUUUUCUGAAUUCUUGCCUUGUGACACACACAAUAAAUCUUCAUUCAAAUUAAUUAUCUAUAUACUAAAGUUACAAUUAAUACAUUUCCCAUAUUAUUCAUAUUCCACCUAGCAAUUACCAGUAAAAAACCAGAACAAUUGUACUUAAAUAAUUGAAUGGUAGAAAUUGAAGGCUGCAAUCACAUGCACCUCUCCAGAGCAACACUCUACAUGCCUACUUUGAAAUAAACACCAUUUUUUUCAACCGAGGUUCAUCCCGGAUAGUUCUCUGUUGGGCUGCGGUGUUACAUACAGAUACGUCUAACUGAAUAGAGUGAGAUAUUGCAAUAGAAGAAUAGCGUUCAACUGCAUAUUCCUUAUUUUCACGAAAUCAUUUUGCACAAUCAGAAAUUCGUAGCUAGAUAGAAAUUCUGUAUUGAGCACCGAACUGAAAAGACAUUGGAUUUGCUUCACUUGUCAUAUGCAGGGUGUAUUUAUAUCUACUGCCACAAGCCACCUACUGUGCUCACGUCUUAUCCGUCAGACUGUGGUGAUAGGCAUGGCCAGAAUGUGUCCUAUAUAGAGAAAGGUUUCCAUAUUGGGGACUAGUAAUACUGUGGCAAUCAAGGGGUUUUGAGGUCUGAACUGAACUGCAAGAAACAAACCAACCCUGAACGUUAAGCCAUUACUGAUAAUUAAUUUAGUAUAAUGCCUGGAAAUGCAUUUCUACAACCAGCUUCCAACAUCAGUACCUUCAGCUCCAUGAGAAUCAGUUGUGUCAGAAUUUUCUUUCAAGUAUAAAAUUAAAGUUGACACAGUGGACUGAGGAUCAAGUAGUUUCGUGAGAGGUAUUUCCACUCUCCUUUCCGUAAAGAUACGAUUCUGUAGAGUCAAGGCUAAUGUAGAGUCUACACCCAAUGAUGAAAGUGGCGUAUGCAUUGAAAGAUCAACAGGGGUUGCUUUAGGCAGGCUUUUUAAAAGUGUGAUUGCAUAACCUACAGGUUCAUUUAGAGUGUGGUUUUUGAAUUCAGCUUCACCAGCGAGCUCAGGAUUACUACCUGUCUCUUCAGAAACAAGUUCAUAAAAACGACUCUUCAGAGACAAAUUUUGAGAUAAAACAUGAUCAGCUAAAGUCUGAAAAUUGAAUUUUAACACAGCUUGCUGAGGUUUAUCCAGAAUUAAGCUUCUUUUUAGAUAUUCAUGAAUCUCGUUCACUUGCAGAUCCUCUAUUCCUUUCGUUUGUAACCUAUAAUUUUUAUAGUGUUGUUGAUCUUGCAAGGCUCCGAGAUUUAAAGCACCCCAGUUAAUGGACUGUGCUGGAAGGCCACUGUUUCUCCUGUAAUGAGAGAAGAGAUCCAGGAAGGAAUUGGCAGCUGCGUAGUUUGACUGUGUUGCGUUUCCAAGAAAUGAUGAAAUAGAAGAAUAACAUACAAAGUGGUCAAGCUCCCUGCCUUGCAUGGCACGGUGAAGAUUGAUUACCCCUGCUACCUUUGGAUUUAAAACUUCCUCAAAGUUAGACAUGUUGAGGGUUUCAAGAAGCCCAUCAUGUAAAACCAUAGCAUUGUGGAAUACACCUUUAAUAGGAGAGUUUGGGAAAAAUUUACUGAUAGACUUGAUAACUUUCUCAACCUCUGAACUGCAAACAACGUUAGACUGCAAGUUGAUUAUUCUGCUCCCUUCACAGUGAUCCUGGAGAGCAUUUAUUUCCUUUUGCUCCUCAGUGCUUGGAUUCCUCUGUGAAAUUAUCACAAUGCACCUACCUCCAUGCUGAGCUACAAAUUUUACAGUUUCUAAGCCAAGCCUAGUGAAUUCAUCUGUGACUAUAUAAACUGCAUUCUGCUUAAACAUUCUCCUGUCUGUUUCAGUCUCUGGUAUAUCGGAUAUCUUGCUGUCUUCCUCAUCACUUUUUAGUACUGCAACUGGGACAUUCUUGCAGUUGAAAUAGGAUGCAGCAACAUCAGACCUCAGAUGCUUUCCUGCUUGCUGAAAAAUGAAAUAUGCAAUAUGUUUUAAUUGCUUCAUAUUCAUUGACUUCAGCCAACAAUACAUCUUCUUCUGAGACCGUAUCAUAUAUGUUUUCUGGAAAAUGCAGAUAAGACUGACAGCGUGAAUAUGGAUAUUUUCAUGAUCACUCCCAGCCAGAUACCUCAAACAUUCUGGUUGUUCAUUGCCGUAAACCAGUACAACAUCUCGAAGAUGGAAAAGACAGCUUAGGCCCUCUUUAAAUAGUCCAUUUAGUGGAGGUAGAAAAAUAAGGGCAUUGCACUGAUUAACACGUUGCCAUAGACCAGUUGUAUGGUUUGUAACUAUUAUUUUCCAACCUAAUUCCUGAGCUGAAAAAGUAAGCACUUUGCACAAAACUGACUCCGGCUCAGUGCAAACAAUACCUAAUAUUUCAUUAUGUUUUGGCACUGGCAGCGUUUGAUAAAAAAUCUCUCUUGCUACCCAGAAGAAUGAAAUGCAUGGUAUAUUUCUGAAACAUGGAAAUUUUUGAGUACUGAAACAAACUGUUUCUGGAAUAUUAAUUCUUGACGCUGCAGAAACCGGAUAACAUGAAGCAAUAUGAUCUCCCACUUUUACCUUUUUCACCUCACUACCUGUUGCUGUUACGGUGCCAGUAAAGUCUAGAGCUAAUACCUUGUGUUUAUCUAUAGUAUCUGAAUUCCAAUACAACGUUUUCCCAAACUUGCAGCUGGACACGCUAACAGGGAAAUAGUCUUCUGAGUGGAUGCUUAUUUUUUCAAGUUGAACUUCAACACUGUGGUUGCCAAGUUGAGUAUGUGAGUUGGCAACUUUAACUGACAGAUCAUUCAUACAGUAUGGAUCUCCUGUAUACAAAAUGCAGAAGUCUGAGUUCUGAAGUGGGUGGGAAGGUGUAUUGAAGGCUGUGGGUUCAAUCUGUGUGCGCCUAAUUUCAGAACUAUAAAUUCGUCCCUCAUCAAUCCAAACUUCUGGAUAAUCCUGUGCUUUAUAUUUUACUAAAACAUCAGCUAAGGCUGAGAUAUCUAUUGCAUUUGUAGAGCUGAUGUCAAUAAUCUGAAAUGUUAUUUCCGGGACUUCAACCAUACAUGUUCGAGCCAUGCCGUACAAACCAAAGCCAGUGUUUAUAUGGUCUACUUUCCUUUCUGAAGUCCUGUAAGUGAUUACUGUAAUGGAGCAAUUGGACUUCUUCUCCUUUAAUGCAAUAACAACUUGGCGAAAUGCCUCACAGCAUCUUACUGAAUGUUUCACCACUUUCUCUGGUAAAUUUUCAUUCAGUUUUUGGAUGCCCCACAUAAACAGAACGUCAUCAUAUCCCUGCAGUUCCAUAUUAAUUUUAUUUUGUGCAUAGGUAUCUGUUCUCUUAGCUGCCAACAAUUUCUCCCAUUCCUGAUACGUAACAAAUCUAGACUCACUAUGUAAGUAAUUCUUGAGCUGCUGCGAUAUUCCAAAUUUGUCAGCAAACACCACAACUCGAGGUGCUUUGGGCAGAUUAUGCAUUACUUGAUCAGAAGUUAUUUCCUUCCACUGAUUUUCAAACAACAAUUCAUUUUCUUUCCUGGGAAUUUCCUGUACCAAAUUAAUUUGAACACAUCUCAGUUCUACCAGAACGGAGCCUUGUUUAUCUGUGAAGCAUCCACAAAACUCUAAGAAAUUGUCAGUGGACUUGCUUGUUUUUAAAUAUAUAAUCAUUUCCUCUUCCAAUGAUCGAGCAACUGCAAGACUACUUAUACCAGAAGGUAAAACUACUUUGUUAUUGGAAGUAACUGCAGCCAGAGUACCCGCCAUUUGCAGAAAACAAUCUAAAAGGACUGGAUGGAUAUAAUACUCAUACAUUUCUUCUACUGUUUGUCUCUUCACUGUAACAGUUGUCACAGCUUCUUUCAAGUCUUCACAAUAAAAUACAUUACUAAGCUGCCUGAAAGUAUCAUCAUAGUUGGAUCCAGCCUGAGCCAAUGUUUCAUAAACCUCAUCUUCAUUAACAACAGAUCUACACCUCUGAAAAAUGUCUUUUAAGGAAAUAUUCUUUUCUUCAAUUGAUUUUUCAGGAUUCCUUAUGACUUGUCCCGAAGCAAAAACCGUAUUAGCUGAACCUGAUUGUAUUCUGAACUUUGACACUGUUUGUUGUGGCUCAACCUUUAUCUUCAAAGCAUGGAGAUUUUCAUUUAAAACACAUGGUGCAGGGAAAAAUAUAUUCAUUUGACAAUAACUUAAGGGUACUUUUGGCCUUGUGCUCGUCAUCACAGCUGCCAGAGCAAGUUCCACCAAAACAGCUGCAGGAAUUAAUGCAGCAUGGUAGUUCUUGUGCUUAUAUAAAUGUGGUUUCAGAGCCUCAGAGACAGAACAAAUGAAUUCUGAGUUAUCCUUAUUUGUACUGCAAAUUAAAGAAUGGCUUGAGCUUACACCGCUGUUGUUUGCUUUCUGGUUAAUAUUCCAAUGUAGCAAGAGUUUCUGAUGAUCAAAGUGAUACCUGGGAUAAGCUGAUGGUACACUUUGAUAACCUUCAUAAAAAUGCUGCCAAUUCACAUUCAAUCCCAAUUCAAAAAGAUCUUUCACUAGAUUAAGAAGAGUCACAUAUUCCCUAUCCGUUUGCAAAGAAUGAAAAACUCUGGUUUGCGUCCCUAAUGUUUCAAUGAUGUAUCUCCGCAAAGCUCUUUGAGGACCUAUUUCCACAAAGGCAAUGUUACCCUUGCCUUUUACUGAUGUCAUCAUGGCCUCUGCAAAAGAAACAGGAUCCCGAAUCUGUCUGGCCCAGUAGGUGCCUGUAACAAAAUCACCACCUGAAACUGCCUUCCCUGUUGCUGUAGAAAUUAGGUCAAUCUCUGGCUUCCUUUCCUUUAAUUCUGAUAGACUUUCUGAGAGUUCUGUUAGUACCGGUUCUAUCAUGUGGCUGUGAUAUGCAGCUGGCCCAUCUAAAGUAUGAAGAAAUAUGUUUCUUUUACUGAAGUGCUCAGCUAAAUCUUUCUGAAUGGCGUGGAUAGAUGCUUCAUCUCCUGAUAAUGUGCAAGACAAAGGACUGUUAAACGCUGCAACGCAGACUUUCCCGGAAUAUCCACCAAGGGCUGCUGACACCUCCUCAACGGGAAUGUUGUCAACCACCAGCAUUCUCCCUCCAGCCUGCAGCCUGCUCCUGUGGUAGAUGACUUUGACAGCAUCUUCCAGGGAAAUCAGUCCAGCACAAUGGGCAGCAGCUACUUCGCCAACUGAAUAGCCAACAGCAGCAAUUGGCUUAACGCCCCAGUGUCGCAGGAGUGUAACCAAGGCCACCUGCAGUGUAAAGAGUAAGGGCUGGGCAACUUCAGGCCUGGACAAAUCAUUGUGCUCACUUUCUGUUAAAUCCAAAAUUCUAUUGGGUGCAAGCUGUUGAAAUAAUUGCUUGAUUUCAAUACAUUUGUCUCUGAAGACGGGCUCAGAUUUCAGCAGGACUCUACAUAUCCCUUUGAAAUUCAAACCAUUACCGGAGAACACAAAGACCAAUUCUGCAGGCUUUUUCCGUGAAACAGUUUCCAUUUCAGUUGAAUUAAGCUGUUGCUGUAAGUGCUGCAGAGAGGAUGCCACAAAUGCUUUUCUGUAUUUGUGGUUUAUGUGACUUCUUCUACAAGCAGCUGUGUAGGCCAGAUUUGGGAGUGUCGCUGAGUCACUGGUAUUCAGAUAUCUAGCUGUGUCUUCUAUCGCCUUUUUGAGACAAGUUCUUAAAGCUGCUGAAAUGACAAAUAAUUCGACGGGCCUUUUGACUGGAAGGGUAACCUGGGUCUGUUUAAAUUGUUUAACAACCACAUGGGCAUUGGUCCCACCAAAUCCAAAACAACUGAUCCCAGCAACUCUGCCGAAAUCACUGGACUCCUCCCACUUCUCCACUGUUGUUGGGAUGGAGAGAUUCAAUUUCUCUGUAUUUAUGCUGCUGGUGCUCUCUGAAAAGUGCAAGGAUGGGACUAUCUUCCCAUGGUGCAUCAUGAGAAGAACUUUGAUUAAGCCUGCUGCCCCAGCAGCUGACUCUGUGUGCCCAAUGUUCCCUUUAACGGAGCCAAUCUUGAGAGGGGGCAAAUCAGGAGGCCUUUUUUUGCCAAUGACAUUGCCUAAGCUCUCUGCUUCAGUGGCAUCUUCAGUAGGGAUUCCUAGGCCGUUUGUUUCAAUGUACUGAACAGCUGAAGGAUCAAUAUAUGUUGGAUAAAUGUUAAGUAAUAACUUCUCUUGUGCUGCUUGAAAUGAUUGCAUGCCUGGAGCAACGGAGCUUCCAUUCUGGUGGAUUGCCAUGAUGCUGAUGAUGCCCCAUAUUUUGUUGAAUUCUUCCUGUGCCUAUUUGUGGACAAAAGAUUCAAGGAAUACACAAUGUUAUAAAACAUUAAGUAACUAUUGCAGCAUGAUUAUAUUUAGAUUUGUUUUGUUUUGUUUGAGAGCAGUGUUUGGACCUUUCAGUAUCACUGAAUCUUCUCCUCAUUUGUAACUUCCCGUGACAUGUUACUUUGGUGAUUACCAACAUCCAUGAUCCCAAACUACCUACUGCAGGGCAGUAGGACAGCAAAACAUAUACAACUUUAUGCUGAAUUUACUUUUUUUCUGCACCAUGGUAUUACUCUUAAGCAUUUCUUACAGUACAAGAGCAGCGAGUUAUUCCAGCCAUUUAUUUUGAGGGAUAUUGGGGAAAUUUGUAAUUAUUAUGUGUCAGUAUUGCAUUUUUAAUGGAUAACAAUUUCUUGUUGGAUUGCUUUCUGGUUAAUAGUUUGGAAUACUUCAUUAGUGAGUAAAUUAAGGGGUCAGCCUGGUGUAAUCAGAAUGUCAGGCUAGUACUGGGAUGAUUAAGUUUCAAAUCCGCUUUCAGUCAUGAAUCUAAUUGUGUGGCUUUAGGUCAAUGGCCAUCUUUCAGUCAUUGGAUAACAUAGAGUAGAGUACAAUGUAUGCCACCUUGAGUUCCCUUGAAGAAAGACUGGCUAUAAAUAUAAUAAAUAAAUAGUAUCUGUUUAGAAGAGAGUCUCAUGAUAAUUGGGAAUCUCUCUCUGAUACCUUCUAAUUUAGAUACCAAUCAGAAUUCGGAGGUUAAAACCUCUAGUUCAGGGGAUCAUGCCAAGAAACAGCAGCCAAAGGGUAGAUGGCAGUUUUGAAGGCUUAGUGACAUAGGCAGAGAAUCUUUCUGGAACUCUUUCUGGAGACUUGAGAUUGGGUAGCAUCAGUGCUACCUUGAAGGAAUGCCUGUUUGCCUCCACUUAGGUUCUGCUUGGGCAUAUUUUUUAAAAAAAGCAAAUAUAAAGACAGCAAGUCUCUUGGUGUUCUCCUUUCCGAAGCACACUAGACCCAAUGAACAUCCCUGGGACAUUUGGGAAAUUGAGAGUUCAGUAUAAGCAUUCUACCUUUACUAGUGACUUUAAUAAAAGAACGCCACAUCCUUCUCCUCUUCCAUAGCCACCUGCAUGUUUAGAGAAGGGUUUACUAAUUCCGUCAGGUGAUAAAAUGUUUGCUUUACUCUGAGAUACAAACUUCCAAGGCUCUAUGAUGCAAUUUACUCCUCCGCAGAUAGCAGAUUCGCAGUCUCCUAUAUCAAAGGUACAGAAAAACCAAAUGAGCCUGAAAUCAUGAAAGGGAGAAACCUGAUAUUUCAUUCACAUAGCCACGAUACCAUCUGUGUCAUCAUGGUGAUUUCUCUUACAAAAUCCUUUGUUGGGCGUAUCUUUGUCUCUCAUCUCAAAGUUUUAAACUAGCCUCUCCUGGAUCAGGCAGGGCAUAAGCAAUGGAAUGUUGGUUGUCUAACGUAAUCCGUUCUGGAAGAGCAUUUGACUUCCAAAAUGUUCAACAACUGAGGCGCAAUUGCUGGUCGACAAAACCCACUGAAAAAAUGGAGAAACCCGUCUCAGAAGCCAUUCGACUUCCGAGGCACAUUCGAAAAUGGAAGCAUUCACUUCCGGGUUAUCAACGUUUGAAAGCUGCAAUGUUCAACUUCUGAAGUGUUUGACAACCAAGGUUCCACUGUACAAAUAAAAACCAUGCACCAUCUAGCACAGUGCAUUACAGUAUAUAAUACACAGAAAAAUCAUUUAGUGAUCCAUCAAGAAUCUCAGCAAUUUUCAAGUGGUCUAUGGGGGGGGGGGGAGUUUGGGAAUCACGGUUAAUGGUAUGCAUAAGAAACAUAGUAACCAAGAAUACCUUGUUUAAUGGCUUUGUAGCCAAGGUCCAAAGCAGAGAGAAAAGAUGAACAAGCUGUAUCAAUGGCAAUUGAUGGUCCAAUCAAAUUAAAACUGUAUGAAAUCCGAUGAGCUGCUGUACUCAUUGCUGCCCCUGUGGCAUCAUAAUGGUUUAUUUCAGCAACUGCCCUGGUGGUUAUGGAUUCAUAGUCUCGAUUCAUCAGGCCUGUAAAUACAGAACAUUUGUUUUUAAGGUCAAUUUACACUAAAAUCUGCAUCUAGUAAUGGUUUUUAUUCUUCACCUCCCAUCCUACAAUUAUUUAUUAUUUCACUUUCAUUCUGUGUUUCUUCUAAGGCACUUAAGCAGCAUGUGCUUCCCCAUCUCAGUUUCCCCUCACAGUAAAUCUGACGAUUGGGUUAAUUUUGUGGGAUAACCAGCCUCACAUAUCCAACAUGCUUAAGUUUAAUGCAUGAAGGGGUUAAAAACACAGAGUGAGCUCUCCUGCCAGGCUUAGCUAUGUCACUUCCUCUGAACUUGGGAUGAGAUAAGUAAUCAAGCUUAUUGUCCCAUCUACUUGAGAAACUCAGUGUGUGAGGAGGUUUGAGCUGCUUGCUCCAGCUCAGCCAUAUGGCUCUCACCAGCCACCCUUGUGUUCAUAUUCCAAUCAAUAUAGGAACUUUUACCACUUUGUAAGCUAAGUUUUCCUGCCUGUGCAAUGUUUCCUGAUGAAUGUAUGGAAAAGCACAUGAAGCUGACAUUUGAUGAGUUUAUAAGUAAACCAAUUUUUUAAUUACCAAAUUUGUGGCCUUUUCCUAUGCUGGGGAAGAGAGGAAUUUAGGAACUCACUUGGAAAGACAUAUUUUAAAGGCCUAACAGCCUGCAUUUCCAAGCUUCACUUUGCUGUAUAUUUUGUGACAGAAACGUACUGGGAGCCAAUGUAGGUCUUUCAAGACCAGUGUUAUGUGGUCUCGGCGGCCGCUCCCAGUCCCCAGUCUAGCUGCCGCAUUCUGGAUCAGUUGUAGUUUCCGGGUCACCUUCAAAGCUAGCCCCACAUAGAGCACAUUGGAGUAGUCCAAGCGAGAGAUAACUAAAGAAUGCACCACUCUGGCGAGACAGUCUGCGGGCAGGUAGGGUCUUAGCCUGCGUACCAGAUGGAGCUGAUAAACAGCUGCCCUGUAUACAGAAUUGACCUGCGCCUCCAUGGAUAGCUGUGAGUCCAAAAUGACUCCCAGGCUGCACACCUGGUCCUUCAGGGGCACAGUUACCCCAUUCAGGACCAGGGAGUCCUCCACACCUGCCCGCCUCAUGUUCGCCACAAACAGUACUUCUGUCUUGUCAGCAUUCAACCUCAAUCUGUUAGCCACCAUCCAUCCUCCAACCGUCUUCCAACAACCUAUCAUUGUGUGGCCACCUCUAAAGCAGAUAUAUGGCAUGCAAUGUAAAUAGACAAAAUCUUCUGCCAUAACUAUUAUCUUACCAACAAAAACCCCUGUUUUGGUACCACUGAUGUUUUCAGGAGUGAUUCCUGCAUCUUCCAGUGCUCUGUAGGUACAUUCCAUGAGUAGCUUUUGCUGAGGAGCCAUACACUCAGCUUCCUCAUUGCUGAUGCCAAACAGCUUGUUAUCAAAUGCAUUCAAUCUAAAAAAAUUAAAUGGAGGUAUGACAUGAUAUACAGUAUGAUUCACAUACUGCUUCAUCCAACAUGCUCUGAUAAGAUAAGAUAAGAUAUACUUAAAAUUCAUUGAAGCCUAAUACUACAUGUUGUACCAGCAAAUAAAUUGUCAUGAUAGGACACAGCAGAUAGGACACUGUGCCCAUGUCAUUUCCUAGUACAGUGGUACCUUGCUUUAUGAACUUAAUCUGUUCCAGAAGUCUGUUUUUAAACCAAAAUUAAACGAUAAAUGACAAGAACUCGGGCCAAAAAGGAUAAUUUCAAAAAGUCUUCACAAAGUUUUAUUCAGGAUAAAUUCCAGUAAGCAUCAACAUCAGGACGAGGCCCUGUUUCAAUUAUUCUUCAUCAGCGAGGUUUCUCAGGUCUAAGUGUACCAAGUAUGCUUUCCCAUAGCAGCAGGGGACUCAAUUUACAAAUAAUAAUAAUAAUAAUAGUAAUAAUAGUAAUAAUAAUAAUAAUAAUAAUUUUAUUUAUACCCCGCCCUUCCCAGUCAAGACCGGGCUCAGGGUGGCUAACAACAAGAAUAUCAAAGCAAGCAUAAAAGAAACAAUUCAAUUAAAAUGCAGAUUAAAUACAAUGUUAAAAUUCAAUUUUUAAAUUAUGAAUCAACAAGUGCAACCUCAUUUAAAUAUCUGUAGGAUAAAGCCUUAGGGGAGGGUAACACCGGGUUCAGACUGAGUCAGUCCAAGGGCCAAGCGGAACAGCUCUGUCUUGCAGGCCCUACUAAAAGAUGACAACCCCCGCUGGGCCCUAGUCUCCUGAGAGAGAGCGUUCCACCAGGUCGGGGCUAGUACUGAGAAGGCCCUGGUCCUGGUCGAGGCCAGUCUAACCACCUUGUGACUCGGGAUCUCCAGUAUGUUAUUAUUUGUGGACCUUAAUGUCCUCUGCGGGGCAUACCGGGAGAGGAAGUGGAACAUGGGAGCCGGCAUGGUGUAGUGGUUAAGAGCUGCUGGGUGACCUUGAGCUAGUUACACUUCUCUGAAGUCUCUCAGCCCCACUUACCUCACAGAGUGUUUGUUGUGGGGGAGGAGCGGAAAGGAGAUUGUUAGCCGCUUUGAGACUCCUUAAGGGGAGUGAAAGGCAGGAUAUCAAGUCCAAACUUCUUCUUCUUCUUCAAGGCAAAGUUCACAAACCAAAACAUCUAUUUCCGGGUUUGCAGUGUUCUUAAUCCAAGUUGUUCAUAAACUAAGCUGUUCUUAAACCAAGGUACCACAGUAUGAAGCUGGCGGAAAUACCAGUGAAACACCAUGGCUUGAAACUAUUGCACCAGGAAAAGCUGCACUGCAGUAUAAUCAGCCCCCCCCCCACCAGAACUCACUGGAACUCAGUUUGGCACCUCUCAGGUGGGCGCCGUUGCCAUUAUAAGAGAACAAGGGAGGUGUUCAUGGUGAGUUCCAGCACCUCUUUUUCUAGAAAAAGAGCACUGGGAAUAAGGAUAACUCUCAUGGGGGAGACAACAGUGCUAAAAUGGGUUAUAGCUGCCUUAGUCCCAGGGUAUGAUCUGAAGCAAGAAUGAGGCAUUUGUUGGUCACAGCAGUGGCUGUGGUUUAUGGGGCAUUUGGAGAAGCACAGAGACAACAUCUGGUCUGAAGGCACUUAGGGACAUCACCUUACUGAAGCUAAGCAGGUCCAGAUGUACCUGGGUUGGUGACCGCCUGGAAACUUGGGUUCCAUGAUGGACGGUGGGGUACAAAGUAUAAGGAAAUAAUGAUGAUGAUAAUGAAUUUAUUGUUGUUGUGGCGAUUAUUAACUAGUCACUUUUUUCAGAAAAAAAGAACUCAAAGAGUCUUAAAAUGUGUCUCUGCUCAUGCUGCUCACCAACACCACCUCAGCAAGGGUCCCGCCCUCAAGGCCUUCCAAUCAUGUAGCUGGAAAACAGAUUAAUACCCAAACUCUAAAUUGGAGCUGAUAAGCAGAAUGUGGAAGGACAUUAGUACAGUAUUAUGAUGGCAUCACAUUUUUUGGUGAAGUUCAUAUAGUGUACAACUUCAGCAUAAGAUUUGCACCCAAAGUAGUUCACGUAGUGUGGAAAUGCAUUCAUUAUAAAGCAGCACUUUGAGAUUGCUCGUUAAUUUUAAGAGAUUUUGAAAGGUUCAUAUAAUAACACAUAUUACAUCAGCCAGUCAUUUCAAGGGGGAAAUCUGCAAGUUUAGAAAGUCUGAAGGAUUUAUUAGCAAAAUAUAUGACUUACUCAUCAAGAAGAGCAGCACGAGUUGUACGUAUUUUACCUGGUUUGUCGUCAUCUGGAUCAUACCACUCUCUAAAGUUAAAUCUUUCUGGAGGUAUUUCUGUAGUGCAGUUUCUGCCAUUCUCUAACACUUUCCAGAAACUGUCAAUUCCUUCACCUGUUGCAUAAAGAUUUAAAUAUACAUUUUUAGAUGUAUUUAAAUAUACUGUUUUCAUUUUUAAAAUGUCAAACCUGUCUUGUUCAAUUUAUCUGAACUUACAUAAGAAAUCCAACUUUCAGAAGUGUGCAUGCACACGAAAGCUCAUAUCAAGAACAAACUUAGUUGGUCUCUAAGGUGCUACUGGACAAUUUUUAAAAAAUAUAUUUCUACUGCAUCAGACCAACACGGCUACCUACCUGAAUACAAAUUAAAUUUGCAUUUCAAGUGAUACAAAAUUUCAGCUUUCACAGCAAACUGGAACUUUUCCUAAAUCACACAAUCUCUCUCUCUCUCUCUCUCUCUCUCUCUCUCUCUCUCUCUCUCUUUUUUAAGGUUUAAAAAUUAACUUUAUUUCUUAUUAAAAUCAUCAACAAAUCAUAACCAACAGACAAACACAAACCAAAAGGAAAUUAUAACAAAUCAUAUCAAAUCAUAUUAAAUCACAUCAUAAGAAUUUUCCCCAACUCAUAACAAACAAACUAAUACAUACAAAAAGCAAAAAUCUAACAAAUCAGAUCAAAUCAUAUCAGAUCAAAUCAUAAGGAGAGCAGAAAAGGAAAAAAAGAAAAAGAAAAGGGACAAAAAAGAAGAGAAAGAGAAAUUUGAAAAGAAAUAAAAGAAUAAAAAUCAACUUCCAAGCAUUUUAAUAUCGGUUCCCUUUCAAUAUAUAACAUUUACCAUGCCUCUUCCUUAUUCUAUGUAAUUAAAAAAUAAAACUUUUCAUAUUUUUCUUGUCUAUGUAUUUGUCUUGUGGAUCUCAGUCUAAGCAAAUCACUCAUUUCAAAUUUAUACCCUCCUUGCGAAAGUAAUCCUCCACAUAUCUCUAUUCUUCUUUCAAUUUUUGUUUUGGGACCCUCCUAAUUACUGCCGCCAUUCUUGCUAAAUUCAUGAAUUCUGCCAAUUUAAUAUGCCACUCCUGAAUUGAUUGUAUUUUAUCCCCCUUCCAAUUUUGAGCCAACAACAUUCUGGCCGCUGCGCAAGCGUACAAGAGAAUAUUUUUCCUAUCGCUCGGGAUAUUAACAGGUAUUAAGCUUAGUAAGAGGAUCUCUGGCUUUUUCUCGAACGUCCACUUCAACAUUUUUUUCAAUUUGUCAUAGAUUUCUGACCAAAAUUUGGUAACCUUUGUACAACUCCACCAACAAUGGAAAUAAUUUCCUAUUUUUUCUUUACACUUCCAGCAUUUAUCUGAAUUAUUCCUAUAUAUUUUUGCUAAUUUUUCCGGCGUCAAAUGCCAUCUGCAUGUCAAUUUCAACAUGUUUUCCCUUAUACAGGCCGUAAAAUUCAUAUCCACCCUCCACAAUUUAUCCCACUGACUCCUAUAUAUUGUUCUCCCAACAUCUUGUGCCCAUCUUAUCAUCACAUUUUUGACUUCCUCAUCCUUCAUAUCCCAUUCUAAUAAAAAUUUGUAUAUUUUUGCCAAUGGUUUAAUGGAAUUUUCAAUCAAUAAUUCCUGAAAUUUAGAUCUAUUUUCAGAAAAACCUAUUAAUUUAGGUUUAUUAAAUACGCUUUGUAUUUGGUAGUAAUGUAACCAGCUCAUACAAUACUGCUCAAUCUGUAUGGUUUUAGCACAUAUUGAUCAUUUACUUUCACUAAUAGAUCUUUAUAAGUUAACCAUUUCCCCCCUUUUCCUAAAUCACACAAUCUCAUCAUACUGUCUGUAAUUUUUCUGCAUGAUGUUCCUAUGAAAAUUGCAUUCAGCUGUUACCAUAUUUGUUUGGGUGGCAUCUCGCAGAUAAGAGCCAUCUAGUUGUGAAGGCGUAAGGUUUAGGUUAGCAUAUUCCAAGUUCAGGAAGGCAAAAUACAUAAUUAAAUUUAUACAGUGGUACCUCUACUUAUGAAUAACUCCACUUACGAAUGUUUCUACUUACGAACGGAGCUCCAUCUGCCAUCUUGGAUGCGGUUUAGAUAGGAUUUUUCCUACUUACGAAUUUUUAGAUAGGGUUGCUUCGACUUACGAAUUUUUCCUCCCAAUGGGAUUCGACUUAAAAAGUUUUUCGACUUACGAAUGUGCGUUCGGAACGCAUUAAAUUCGUAAGUAGAGGUACCACUGUAUGUGCUAUUCUGCUUGUUGUGGAAGUUAGAUCAGACAUUAAAGAGUAUUGAUGAGAUGCAAAACUCCAAGAUUUGUCAUGUAAAAAGCCUGAAUUUCCAGUGGACUUCAUAAUAUCACAGACGUUCACUUCUCCAUGUUCAUGACAGGGACAUACAGUGUUACAAAAUAUUUCUAGCAAGAAUUUAAAUAUUGGUAUCUCUCAAUAACUAGUGCUGAGUUCUUAGUUUACUUUUACUUUAAAUCACGAGGAAGUUUUAUGCUUUAUUUCACAAUGAAAAUAGUGUAAGAAACAAGGAUACCUUUCUUAUAUCUCCUCCCCCCCCCCCUCAAAUACUUACCUCCAGGAAAGUUGCAUCCUAUACCCACAAUAGCUAUUUCAUUCUCAGACCCCAUCUUUAUUUUAUUUUUCUAUUUGCGUUGGUCACUGAAUAAGACAAUCAUCCUGUGGAAAAGAAGGCAGAGUUGUAAAUAUUUAUUUUUAAUUUGUGACUACUUGAAAUAUAAGCAACCCUUUGUGAUGUCCACAGAGUAAACCAAGUAAUAUUCUUCGAUGAAGAGCAGAUCAGUUCAUAAAUGUGUGUGUGUGUGUGUGUGUGUGUGUGUGUACAUGGAGAUCUAUACCAAUCUCUGAGGUACAUUGAGAUUCAGAUUUGAUCCUCUUGCAAUAAACAAACAGACCAGCAGGUGGCAACCUACAGGUUACCUAGGCAACCAAGCACAGAUGAAGGGAAAGUUCAAGCUAUGUUGUGGAGGUCAAAGAAAGAGGACUGACAUCAAAAUCCUGCGUCAGAAAAGUAGGCAGUUCCAAAAAUAUUGAUAUGCAUACAUGAGUUGGCUGCUGAGGAGGAAGUCAAUGUUUCGAGACUUAAGACUCUCCCGAGGGGCAGACUGUAAGUACUGAGGGGAAUUCUAAGGCCCCACCUUGCACUUUACAUUUAAAGCAGAAUCUUGCCCCAUUAAACAGUCCCAAAGGAUCCUGUCAAUAGUGCUUGCCAAGAGCCCUUAUUCCCCUCCUGCCACUACACUUCUCAGGGCGGCGAAAUAAUAAAUCCCUCUUCCCUCUUUUUGAUAAGGAGUAUAAUGGGGAAAGUGCUCUAGAAAGCGUGGGGUAACUUUCUCUUGACGCAACACAGGCACGCCAAUUCUAGGAGGUGGAGGUGUCUUCACUGGAGACCCAAUGUGGUGGUGUGGUUAGGAGCGGUGGACUCAUAAUCUGGUGAACCGGGUUCCCCGCUCCUCCACAUGCAACUGCUGGGUGACCUUGGGCUAGUCACACUUCUCUGUAGUCUCUCAGCCUCACUCACCUCACAGAGUGUUUCUUCAACCCCCUCAAUAUUUGUUUGAAGGGGCCCAGCCCCAACCCCUCGCAAUGUUGAGGGAGCCUGGUGCAACACACAUUGACACACACACCCCAAUCUUGGGGGCAAACUGGCACCUCUCACAUAACAUCUAACCUUUUUACAGUACAUUGAUCAUUGCUUUCAUUUUAUGGAUCAAUGGUCUCGUUAGGUAGUAAAAUUCAUGUUAAAUUUGUGAGAUAUUCUUGGCAGCCUGCCCAGAUACAGAAGUACCCUAGCGACAGCAGUCUGCCCAGAGACAAGGUGCCCUGGAGACAGCCUGUUGAUUGGCUGACUGCAAGUGUGUCUGCGGAUUGGCUGAGCUCUGCUACAUAGUAUAGUAUUUACUGCACAGUGGUACCUCUACUUACGAAUAACUCUACUUAUGAAUGGAGCGCCAUCCGCCAUCUUGGAUGCGGUUUAGAUAUUAUUUUUUCUACUUACAAAAUUUUUAGAUAGGGUUGCUUCGACUUACAAAUUUUUUCUCCCAAUGCAUUCCUAUGGGAUUCGACUUACCAUUUUUUUCGACUUACGAAUGUGCGUUCGGAACGCAUUAAAUUUGUAAGUAGAGGUACCACUGUACUUUUGUGUUUCUCUCUUUUACUUGCUGGCAGGCUCUAGGAAUAGUGAGAGAGAUUUUUAUGAAUGGCUUUGUUAAGUGAGUUAUAUGUAUUUAUUACUGCUUAUUAUAAUAAACACAAGUUGUAGCAUUCAUGCCAUUUUCCUUCAUUGUCCGGAAGACAACGUCCAGACCACAAACUGCUUCCACGAUUUGCACACUCUGCUAGGCUCGCGCCGAGGAAGCAUGUGGGCACAGAGAUUUAUUAGCAGUCUUCAUUUGUAAUAAAUCUCUCAUAAAAUUGCUGUUCUAGGGGUUGUUUUUAAAAGUCUGGAACGGAUUGAUCUGUUUUGCAUUACUUUCCAUGGGAAAGUGAGUCUUGGUUUUGGAACAGUUUGGUUUUGGAACGGACUUCUGGCACGGAUUAAGUUUGAGAACCAAGGUACCACUGUACUGAUAUGCACUGGCGGAAGGGCAGGGGGGAGUGCCCUGGCCCGGCACCAUCGGGGAGGGGGGUACCCAUCGCGGCUGCCCCGGAAAUGCACCACACACACACCCCAUCGUGCCGGGCGCCACACCUCCGCAGGCGACGCACCACGCCCCGGGGAUGCAUGCCAUGCCACCGUGAGGCGACGUGCCGUGUCCCUGGGACACAUGCCACGCCCCCAGGACAUGUGCUACGCCCCCUGGGGUGCGUGCCACCCUCACCCCCACCUCCUAUCCCCCCCUGGUGCCAGACCAUGCAGCUUCGCCAGUGCUGAUAUGUUUCCCACCCCGGGAUCCAUACUGAUUUAUUUAUUCCCUGCAAACAAAUCACAAUGGAAGCUCAAUGAAAAGCCAAUAUAUACUCUCCCUUCAAACAAAUCAGGAUGAAUUUUCAAUAAACAGGAAGCAACCCAGGAAGCCAGAGAUGGCUAAGUCUUCACAGCAAAGGAGAAUCCUGUUGUGGACAAAGGCUGUCAUCUAGUAAGACAAUGAAGUGGUCCUAAUUAUUUGAAGGGCAGAAAACUAUAUUUGGGGAGGAAUGUAGUCAUCUGGUCUUUAUGGGGUUAGAUUUCAUAGUUCUUCUUAAAAGACGGAGUAAGCCUCAAGCUUUUUGAGUUUUAUCCCCAAUUCUUUCCAGCUUCUGUUUAUAAACAUCCUGUUUUGGCUAGCCUACAUAUAAAGUGAGCAGCUGCACUCACUUUACUCCUUACAAAAGAUGUUCCUGUGUAAAAUGAGCUUUUCUCUUUUAUUAGGAGCUAUUGAAGAAAGUCCAAUAAAAAUAAAAAUAUCCCACUCACAUCCCAUUUCUCUUUGAACUAUUUCACACUUGCCUUGUUUGCAACAGGCUGUUUAUGUUAAUGUUAAACAAUUGUUGUGUAAGCGCCUAUACUUCGCCCUUUGCAGAAAUUUCAACCUGGUCUAUUUCUGCAUUGUGCUAUUGACAUUUAAAACAACAAUUUUAAUUCCUUACUCCCCAGGACAAUUUUUCUAUAAUGACAAAUCAUAAUUGAGUAUCAGUACAUUAAGGCGUGAGACGAUUAUUGUAACCAACUUGCAGAAACAGCUACCAACAGUUUAGGAAUGCAGCAGUUCUGCUGUGGCAAGAGCAGAGGUUGGAGGCAUCCUCCCUUUGAGAUGGAGUCUCUUCCUUUAACUGAUGAUUAACAAUGUAGUCACAGCGUAAUGAACCUGAGGAUCCUCCCAGCUCCCACACAAAUAAGAUGUUUUCAGAAGAGCAUAGAAGCUCUCCUGUUUGCACACCAGCAUUUUGUUUCUGACAGUGGCUAACAGAUGCCUCUGGAAAGUUUUGUAAAACUGUACCAGGGGUUAUUCCAGACUUGCUAUUUUUGGAUAGGCUUCAAUCACAUACCAGAAAAUUCAGGCUGCACAAUUAAAGUUGAUUGGGUGCUCUUGCACAACAAACCGACUCCCCACACACCAAAAAAGCUAGAAUUUUGGGAUAAGGGGAGUGAUGGGCAAUUGCACUGGAAAGUGUAUAAAAAUUUAUUUAUUAAAUGUAUAUAACUUUCUUAAUCCAAGGAUCACCGGGCAGUUUACAAUAUAAAAACACAGAAGUACAUAACGUAAUAAGAAACACAGCAAUAUCCCCCUGCCCCUCACCUUCUCCGGAGGAUUGAGGGAGCCCUCUGAACAUUGAGGGGGGGGCUGGCUCCUUAAAAAACAGUUCAGGGGACCCACAGUUCCUUGGCCCCCAGGAGCUGGCGCUCUUGCCCCACACAGUUCAAAAGGCCUGGGUGAAGAGGAAUGUUUUCCCCUGGCACCUAUAAAUAUGUAAUUUUGAAGGCGCCAGGCUUUGAAAUUCCUGCAGUAUCAUGCUUCAGCUAAAGGGCAAUUCCGCUUGCUCUACUCAUGUUCUCUGGGACACAUAUGCCUGCAAAUAUGCAUCUUUAUCCUAAGUAUAUCAUAUAGCAUUAAGAUCAGUGCAUUUGUUAAAGAAAAAAAAAGGUGCCAGUACUCAGUUUGGCUGGAUCAUGCCCAAUAUCCUUAUGGAAAUUAUGAAACAAUUGUUAUGCCUCCCUAUAAAACGAAAAGAAGAUCUUAUUAUGGAAAAACUGUUACUGAGCCAUCUUCAAUAAAAGCAUCCUGGGCACAUUGAAAAAAGCAGCUGAAUAACUUUGUAGGUGUAAAUAAAGCAUAUUAUGUAAGUUUCUACAAGUAGUUAGCAAGCAACACACAAGUAAAAUAUUAUCUGCUCAACGACUUUAUGAUUUCAGAUAACUUCUGAUGUGCAUGCGUUAGAUAUAUAUACACCACCUAUGUGUGAUGGGAGCAAACUGGUCCUGGGUGCCCUUUUCUCCAAAAUAUUGUCAAUAAAAGUCAUGUUCAAAUUAAUCAGAGUGUAACUGUAUAGCUACAGAACAGAAUGUUAUCUUUUCCAAGUAGAAAAGACUGGAUUGUUAAAUCUACAUUACACACACACACACACCAAACAUUAUAAGCAGAUACUCACAUAAACAGAAAGCUUGCAAGACAUACACAUAAUGUACAAUAGUAGUAUAGAGAACAGCUUGUAGCAUUCUGUUUACAUGUUUAAGAUAUACCAUACAACAAACACAAGCACACAUAUAUAAAGCCCAUGCUUUUUUUAAAUGCACAUCUCCAUUUUGUUUGUUUCUGCAGCAAAUACUUCCUCUCUUUCAAUAACACCUACCUUAGGCAUGGAUUUCCCAGGUUCCAUGUGCUCUUUAUAAGAAUCAAUUACUGUAUCAGUAACAGUACAUUGUCAACGAAUCUCCAGUCCUUACUCUCUGUACAAAAUCCGAUGGCUUCCUUAGUUGUCCUUCAGAUUUUCUAGACGCAUUCAGGCUAGGCUGUCUGGUUAUACCAGAUCAGGUAUAAUGCUUAAUUGGCAAGUAAAGAGCACGUGGUUUUGUACACUGCCGUAAAACUGUCUUUCAACAUUCAGAGAUCACAGAAGCUAAUGAAACAUGAAUAGGAUUUAGAAAGAUAAGAUUGUUGCGGCAGAAGCAACAGCCUCAGACCACCAAAUGAAUAAUGAGAUCCUAGGCAAGAUAAAUAAAUCUUACUUUUUUAGCACAGUGCGUAACACUAUCAUAAUUAUAAGUGUCCCAUAUUGUAAUAGGCAGAGAUUGGUUUUUACUGGUCAGUUGCUGCAACUCAUAUAUGUUAAGGAAAGAGAGCCAGUUGUCUGUAUAUGCCAUCUCCACCCUGACCAGCCCCCUUACCAACCGAAAGCAUUCCUCAGUGUCAAACUAGAUAUAAUGCUAAAUGUAUAAUUGCCAGUCAUGUCCCUGUGUGUUUUUAAAAUAAGUAAUCAACUUUUUGUGGGUUGAGGGCUGCAGCCCUUGGGGGAAAGUGGAGGUAGGCAGAGCUGUAACUACAGGGGGGGGAUUAUUCAGGUUGCUUGCCCCGGGCGAAGUCUCCAGAGGGGGCACAUUUGAGGCUCCCAGCCUGUGUGUGUGUACAUAAAAGUGCAUGGGGUGUGCCCAACUGGGUCUUUGACCUGGGUGAAAUAAAGCCUAGUUUCACCCCUGGUGGUGGGAGUCACAUAGCAGUCAGCAGCUAUCCAUUUCUAUUUCCCUCCUCAUGCUUGCUCUCAGCGGCGGAGGAAGCUGAUCAGGUGACUGGGGCAGCACGCGUGACCUGCACCCGUGGGGCGGGACCAGCAGCUUGUGGGGGUGGGGCCAGCAGCUCCAGGGAGUCUGCCUGCCUCCUCCUACUCAGCCACCCUACAGCUGAGGGCAUGGUGGCAGGCGGACUGUUUGGGGCAGCGCAGACCCUACGGGCGCCCAAGGCACUAUGUCACUCCUAGGAAUGACGCGUUGCUUGGGUGUGUUGCAGGCCUCGUGAUGAAUGCCGCCUGACAUUUUGUCACCCCCUCAGUGGUGACACCCAGGGUGGCCUGCCCCCACCACACCCCCUUCCUCCGCCCCUGCUUGUUCUCCCUCCCUCUCCCUGCCCCACCCUCUUCCCUGUGAGUCCCAGCCUAUUCAUCCAUUCUGCCCCCCACCCCACAAACAUCCAUUCGUACCACAGAAAAACACACAGGCCACCUCCUUCCCCCCACCCCACCCAGGUACUUUUGUAGCUUGGUCAGCUUCCACCUAGUUGAAACACCAUAUUCACUUCGCAGUUAAGCUGAGGUGUGUGCAUUUGAAACCAACAUUGUGCAUGUGCAGAUGAGACAGCUUCAUGAUUAGAAGUGGCAUGGGGUAGGGUUUGCAGGGAUGGGGAGACCAAACAGGUAAUGCACAUCUCUGCCCCGUCUCUGGUGUGCACAGAAACAUGCAAACAUGACUUGAAAUGCAACAGUGGCGGGGAAAACUUUUUUGGUUUGGUGGCCAUCUGUCAUGGAUGCUUUAGUUGAGAUUCCUGCGUUGCAGGGGGUUGGACUAGAUGACCCUAAGAGACCUUUCAACUCUAUAAUUCUAUGAUUCUAAGCCACUGAUGUGUACAUAGCCUCAGUCUCUUGGAACAGCACAAAGAAACCUAUAGUUUCCAUUUCAGUCUCCGCUUGUUGUCAGAAAUCUAAGUGUCAGGUUUGUAUACAGAUAUUUUCUGUUGGCCACAUCAGCAGAAUUGUUGUCACAUUUCUCUGCCACAGUGCACCCCCCUUUCAUUGUUUCUGUUGUUGUAUUCACCAUUAUUAAUAUGCAUUUACUAGCUUUGUAUAAAAGUACUUUUCUGGGAACUUGGGACUUUUUGGUUGCACAAGUACAAUAAACCUAUCUGUCAGGGCGGUUGCUGGCUACCCUUGAGCAACGACACUCCAAACCAUCUUGUCUUUAAUGCUUUUAUUGUGAAAGCUUUGGACAAUGCAAGAGCUUCAUGAAAACAUGUCUACUCAGUGCUAUCAGAUUCUCCCAAUGGCGCUUUUCGGCUCCUCCCCCAGCAGAGUAGUUUGGGGACCCCAAAUCUCCUCCCCCUUGGUUUGCGAGCCGUUGAUCGCCUCAGUUCCAGGGUGAAUUUGAAAGGACGCCCCUCUGCUGUUUCCCCGCUGGAACUUUCUGCGGCCCUUCCUUCCUCGCUGGUAUCACAUGCUGCAGGAAGGGCUCUUGUAUGCUGUGUGAGCCCUGGCCUGCUCAUCUCACUUCCUCCUUCCUUUCUCCUUCCCUUCCGCUGCUGUCCGAGCCGUUUGAGGAGCUGGAUUUGAUGGGGGAUGACUGCUCCCUGUAAGCCCACCCCCUUACACUAUCAGUUUACAAAUAGUACUGACAAUUAAAAGUAAUUCUUUACUCAGGGUGUCAGAAAAUUAAGAAAUUAAUUAAAGCAAUAUGUGAUGAGAUUAGGGCUUAUAGCAAAAAAGAAGAUAAACAACUUCUAUCCCCCAUUCCACUCUUACAAAUAUUCAUACUACCACAAAAAUUAUGCAGCUGCACAGAUCUCUCUGGUAACGUCAACAACAGAGUGCAUAGGCACUGCACAUCCUCUGUUGUUUUUAUUCAGUGUCUGGCAUUUAGGGGUGAACAUCUGUGCACAUACCGGUAAAAGUUAACUAAUAAGGCCAAUGUUCACUAACAUAGCUCUCCUACGAUGCUCAGUGGAACAUACCUCUCCUACGAUGCUCAGUGGAACAAAAAAUGUCAGUCAUAUCAGAACAGCUUACCUGUAUAUUCAUAUUGUUUACAUGUUUUCAAGCCAUUUUACUAGAAAUGACUGGUUGGCUGGGCCUUAAUUAGAUAUCUACAGCAACGUGCCUUAGAAAACAUUGAUCCGGCCAUGAUUAAGUCAUCUGUGCUCUGUAACUUAUGGACUGUCACUUAUGCAUGGUUUAUUCUAAUAUGCAGAUAGACACAUUUUGUGCUGUGUAGAAAAAGAAAAAGAGGAAGAGUGUGAAAUAAUUUUUUGUGCAGUUGGGCACAUGAGUGAACCAAAGAGAACUUGCCCCAAACCUGUAACUUGGCAUCCAAUGAAUUCUUCUUUUGUGUACCUAUUUUUUCCUUGCCACCAAUGAUUUCCUCAGCCUUGCAGUCUAUUUCUUCCUUUCUUUUGCUGAUAAUUUUCAUUUAACCACCCCCUUUUCUUCUGUUUACUAAAGGUUUGAGGAAGGGGAACUACUAUUGGGGGGGUAGUUUAGAAUAAGCCCUGCUGCACUCUGUCCUUGGUAAAUAGGCCUUAUUCCACCCACAUUCGUUGUAUCAAUGACACAAUGUGAUUUCUUCCAUUUCUAGGCUGCCUUUCUCCAUUAUAAAGGAGGACCCAUUAUAAAGGAGAAACCAUUAUCAAAUCCCCUGUAAUGGAAUGGACAAUGUCCAUUGGACAUACAGUGGUACCUCUACUUACAAAUUUAAUGCGUUCCGAACGCACAUUUGUAAGUCGAAAAAAAUUGUAAGUCGGAUCCCAUAGGAAUGCAUUGGGAGAAAAAAUUCAUAAGUCCUAUCUAAAAAUUCGUAAGUAGAAAAAAUCCUAUCUAAACAGCAUCCAAGAUGGCGGACGGAGCUCCAUUCGUAAGUAGAAACAUUCGUAAGUCGAGUCAUUCGUAAGUAGAGGUACCACUUUACUCAAUGUUAAGAGGCUUCAGUGGAUGAGCUACCCUCAGGAAUCAGUACCCUGACUGAGAUGCAGAAAGAAUCCCCACUAGGGCCGUGGUAAGCUCACAAGUCCUGCAGCAAGGAUGGGGAGCUGGUCCCCAGCCUGGCAUUGCUGGGCUUGAGCUCCCAUUAGCCCUGACCAUUGACCCUGCUGGUUGGAACAGAUAAGAAUUGGAGUCCAGCAAUAGUUGAAGAGUUGCAGUUUUCCCAUCCCUGUUCUGCACUAAACAUAAAUUUCUUCCUUGUACACUCACAUGUAUAAGAAUCUAUAUGUAUCAGAUGAAAAAAACGAAAUCUAUUUUGUAAUGCAAGAAUUCUUACUAAAGUAAUAUUGAAUAUACCUACAAAGAAUCUUUAAAACAUGCUGAGAGUCUUGUCCCCCCUUCAACAAAAAUCUGAAAUAACACACCCCUCUUUUUGUAUUAAGAAUAAACAUUCCAUUUAAUUGCAUAAAAGUACACCUGAUUAAAAACAAGUACACCUUUAUUAACUGAUUAAAAACAAUUUAUUUUAUUUGAACACAAAGAGUAAUAAUGGCUAUUUUUGAUGCAAAGUAGUAAUAAAGCAAGAUGACUUCAUUAUAUAGCAUAAAAAUAUAAAAUAUGCAAUUACAAAGUAGUAAUGUAGGUAAAAACGUAUUCCACAUUAAAAAUCUGAAAAAAAAUAUGUACUUCACAAUUUUAAACACAAUGUGCAAAGUUAACUAAUGUGGUAUUAACCUCCAAAGUCUGCAAAAUAUAUAGAAAGUGUAAUGUUAAUUACAUUGCAUACAGACCUGGGAAUGAAGGCAGCCAAUGGCAGUGAGGACUGAACUCCAAAUACAGCCCUCUGCUCAUUCCAAUUUUUUUAAGACCCAGGAGAGGCAGAAGCAAAGCACUAUGUUGUAUCUCCCUUGGAAACUGAGAGAUCACAAUGAAAAAUGCUAUUUAUGUAAUGGUUAUUUGAAUUUCCUUGAUCCGUUUUCAAAAGGGAGAAGAUAAACAUACAAAACAUACUGUAAUGUGGCAAAUGACUUGUAGAUUAAAAAAUAUAUCAGAAACACAUUUUACAUUCAUUUUAAAAUCCUGCGUUUAAUGUUCAAACUCAAGCUCAGCCUCUGCACGCUUUCAUAAAGGGCGAGUGAUCCCCAUAAACCACUUUACUUGUAUUAAGCAUGCCAAAACAUUAGGAAGGGCAAACAAAGAAUGCCCCCAAAACGGUUCAGAGUAAGCUGUUUCAGGACCCUCUGGGAUUAUCAACCGUUCAUCUGCUCUUUCCAUACAGUACCGUACUUUAAAGCUCCAUGUCGGAGCAGCCCUUAUUUUUUUGCUGCGGAGUUUUCCCUAUGAAAACCUGCAUUUUAGCACUCAAUCAAAGCAAACUUCAACCCACUGAAAGCCUGAAUUGACAUGUGCACCGAUUGAGUGCUAAAGAGUGGAAUUUUGCAGGGAAAGCUCCAGGGCAAAAACCACACAUGCUUGGAGACAGAGUUUUAAAGCACAGCCUGUGUCUGGAAAGAUAAUCCCUCACAUGAAAAGCUUAACUGUCAGCAGAUUUGAAUGAUUACCGGUGUCUGUGGUGAAAUAGCAGUUGGCACUAACUAAUAAUAUAAUUACCGAUACAUCUAUUUAGUUCAUCCAAAUUAUGGUUCUUGUUGAGGGUCACUAUUAAUAGAAAAAUUAGAUUUUUAAAAAAUGACACAAAUAAAAUCAACACUGAAGCUAGGAAAAGAUAUUUCAGGUUUCAACUCACAGUUCAUUUCCCCCUCAGGAAUCACUCAGGUUUCCCAGGUUCCUUAGAACAUUCAUCUAAAAGCAGCGUUAAACUAAACACUGUGCUAUGAGGAUCAAGAACUUUCACAAGUGGUAUAUCAACCUUUUGUUCAAGAUAAAUUAGAUUGUGCAGAGUCAUGGCCAACAUGGAAUCUAUGCCAAGGGACAAAAGGGGUGUAUUCACUUCAAUGUCACUUGGAUCUGUACUAGUGAGCUGACUCACCAAUGAUAUGAUAUAGUCUUCAGAUUUUAGUGCAGCCAAAUCCUUGGGCAUGGCUUGUUCAAAAAGCUCAGCCUGACUGCCAAAUUGUUCUAUCAUAAUAGUAUGCAUGCGACUUCUGAUUGCUGGAAUUUGACGAUAGUAAUGGUUGAGCAUUGUUUUGAAGUUCAGCUUCACCACAGCUUGCUGAGGGUGGUUCAGGGUUAAGCUUGUUUUAAGAUUCUCAUAGAUCUCAUCCACUUGUAGAAUUGAUAUACCCUUUGAUUCCACCAAUUUUUGAAGUUGAUUUUGAUCUUCUAGUAGUCCCAGAUUCAAGGCACCCCAGUUGAUGGAUUGUCCUGACAGUCCAGAGUUUCUUCUGAAUUGGCAGAAAAGGUCCAGGAAGGAAUUGGCAGCAGCAUAGUUUGCUUGCAAUGAACUUCCAAGAAAGGAAGCAACAGAUGAAUAACAUACAAAAUAAUCAAGAGCCUGUCCCUGAGUGGCAUGGUGCAGAUUGAUGGCACCAGCAACCUUUGGGCUUAAAACUUUCUCAAAGCUAGAUAGGGUCAUAUUUUCAAUGCGCCCAUCAUGCAAAACCACAGCACUGUGGAAAACACCUUUGAUUGGACACUUUGGAAAGAUUUUGCUGAUUGAACUGAUUGCUUUCUCAACCUCAGGCCAAAAAGUCACAUUGCACUGCAGACUGAUGAUAUUGCUCCACUUGUUCUGAAUCUGCAAAUCACUUAUUUCCUUCUGCUUUUCAAUGCUGGGCUUUCUCCUUGAAAGGAUCGCGAUGCAUCCUCCUCCAUUUUGAGCAAUAAAUCUAACAGUUUCAUAGCCAAGCCCAGUGAGUCCUCCUGCGACUAUGUAAACAGCAUUCUGCUUAAACAUCUUCCGCUUUGCUUCAUGCACUGGUAUGUCAGAAAUAUGCCUGUUCUGCCCAUUGCUUUUCAGCACAGCAAAUGAGACAGCCUUACAGGUAAAGUAGGAUGUUAUUGUGUCUAUGCUCUCACUGUUUUCUGUCUGCUGAAAAACGGAAAAAGGCAAGUCCUUGAAUUGCCUGAGUGGCAUUGAUUUCAACCAGUUACUGAAAGGCUUGUGGAAAUGUUUCAGCGAUGAUUUCUGAAAAAUGGCUGCAAGACUGAGAAUACGAAUUUGAAAGUUUUCAUGACCACUUCCAAUUAGAGUUCGCAAGUGUUCAGAAUGGUGGUUCCCAUCGAUUACCACAACAUCCUGAAGAUGUGAAAGACGGACUAAGACAUCUUUGGGUAAUCUUUCUAGGAAGGGCAGAAAGACAAGGGCAUUGCAUUGAGCUACUCUUUUUUCCAGGCUGCUGUCAAGUGCUGUACAUAAGGUGUUCCAGCCCAAUUCCCGAGCUGACAAAGCAAGCACUUUACACAAAACCGACUGUGGUUCAUCAGAAAUAAUGCCUAAACAUCUAUUCCGUUUCAUCUUUGGUAACAUCUGGUGCAAAAUUUCCCAUCCUAUCCUGAAGAAGGAGACACAGGGUACAGUUUGAAAGCAUGGAAAUUUCUGGGUUUUGAAACACACUGCUUCUGGAAUCCUGAUUCUUGAAGAUGCAGCCACUGGGUAGCAUGAAACAAUAUGAUCUCCCACUUUGAUCUUUUUUACAUCACUGCCUGUUGCAACCACCGUCCCACUGUAGUCCAGAGCCAAGAACUUGUAUUUAUCAAUGGUCUGUGAAUUCCAGUAUAAUGUGUUUCCAAAGUUACAGCUGGAAACACUAACAGGAUAAUAGUCUUCAGAAUGGAUACAUAUUUUCUCAACUUGCACUUCAACGUUGUGAUUAUCAAGAGAAAUAUCAAUGUGGUCAGCUGGCUCGGCAAUUAGAUGUCUUACUUCAUGAGGCUCAGAAGUGUAAAAAGUUGACAGCUCAGACUCUUGAAGAGACUGGGAAGGAUCAUUAUAGGACAUAUCAUUAACCUGUGUGCAUCUAAUUUCAGAAGUGUAAAUUCUCCCCUGAUUAAUCCAGACUUCAGCAUAUUUAUCUGCUUCAUAUUCUACUAAAACAUCUGCUAAAAUUGCUAUGUCCCUUGUACUUGUUGAACCGAUAUCAAUAAUCUGAAAUGUGAUUUCAGUAGCUUCAAGAAUGCAGGAUCUUACCAUGCCAUACAAAGCCAAGCCAGGGUUAAUGUGGUCUACAUUCCUGCCUGUUGCUCUAUACGUAAUUAUCUUGAUGGAACCACGACUGUUCUUCUCCCUCAAUGCAAUGACAAGUUGCCGGAAAGCUUCACAACAUUUGGAUAAGCUUGCAACAACACUCUCAGGAUUUUCUCCAUUUAAUCUUUGAAUUCCCCACAUAAACAAAACAUCACUGUAGUCUUGUACAUCUAGCCUAAUUUUGUCCUGAGCAGCUGAAUUUGAGCUUCCUAGCACCAGUAAUCGCUCCCAGUCUUCAUACAUCAAAAACCUAGAAUCUUUAUGUAAAUAUUUUUUUAGCUGUUGAGAAACACCAGUUUUGUCAGCAAACACUGCAGCUCUGGGCACAUCUCCUGAGGUUUGGAUAAUCCAGGAAGGGGUUACCUCUUCCCACUGAUUUUCAAAAAGGAAAUCACCACCACUAUUGGACGUUCUCUUCAGAAGAGUGAUCCCAACACGUUUAAUCUCAACCAAAACAGAGCCUUGUUUAUCUGUGAAGCAUCCACAAAACUCUACAUAGUUCUCAGUAGACUUACUUGUUUUCAGAUAUAUCAUCAUUUCCUCUUCCAAAGGUCGGACAAUUACAAGGCUGCCUAUGUUGGAAGGAAACCCUGUACAGUUGUUCCUGGUUUUUGUGGUCAUCACAGCAGUCAUUUGCAGAAAGCAGUCUAAUAUCACUGGGUGAAUAAAAUACUUGUGCAGUUCUUCCCUGGUUUGUUCGUUCACCUUAAUGGUGGUUAUGGCUUCCUUCAGUUCUUCACAAUAAAACAAAUCACAUAGCUGCUUGAAUACUGAAUCAUACUGAAAUCCAAAACGAGAUAAUGCUUCGUAUAUUUCAUCCUUUCUGACAAUUGAUUUACACCGCUGAGAAACAUGUCUAUAUGAAAUGUGAUUUUCUUCAAGAAAGGUUUCUUGGUUCCAUGUGGUCUGUCCAGAUGCAUAUACCGCGCCAGAUGAGGACAGUAUUUUGAAAUAUUUUGUUUCCUUUUGUGAUACCACUUUUAGCUUCAAAUCAUGAGAAUUUUCACUUAAAACACAAGGCGAUUCAAACUUCACGCUCAUCUGAGACAAACUUAAGGGCUCCUUCCUUCCUGAGCUAGCCAUCACAGCUGACAAAGCAAGUUCAACAAAAAAGGCACCAGGAACCAGAGCAACACCAUUGAGCUUGUGCUCGUACAGAUAUGGAGUCACUGUUUGAGAUAUGGAAUACUUGAAUUCUGAACUGUCAUUGCUGACAUUAUGAAUUGACAGGUGGUUUGUGUUCGGCUUGGUUUGAGUUGGCUGCUGGAGCACGUUUAAAAAUGACAUGAGCUUCUUGUGAUCAAAUUGAUACCUGGGAUAGGCUGCUGGUACACUCUGAUAUCCUGCAUAGAUGUGCUCCCAAUCUGGAUUGACUCCCAAUUCAAAAAGGCCUUUAACAAGUGUGAGAAGUGUCAUAUACUCUUUGUCAAGGUGCAAGGAAGGAAAAACUUUAGCUUGUGUCCCUAAUGCUUCAAUUAUAUAUCUUUUCAGUGCACUCUGGGGACCAAUUUCCACAAAUACAGGAUCAUCUCUGCUUUUUGCUGCAGUUGUUAUAGCCUCUGCAAAAAAAACAGGAUCCCGAAGCUGUCUGGCCCAGUAGGUACCUGUAACAAAAUCACCAUCUGAAACGGCCUUCCCUGUUGCUGUGGAAAUUAGGUCAAUCUCUGGCUUCCCUUUCUUCAAUUCUGAUAGAUUUUCUACUACCUCAGUUAGUACUGGAUCCAUCAUUUGGCUGUGAUAUGCAGCUGGCACAUUUAAAACAUGAAGAAAGAUGUUUCUUUUACUGAAGUGCUCAGCCAGAUCUUUCUGAAUGGCGUGGACAGACGCUUCAUCUCCUGAUAAUGUGCAAGACAAAGGACUGUUAAACGCUGCAACGCAGACUUUCCCGGAAUAUUCACCAAGGGCUGCUGACAACUCCGCAACGGGAAUGUUGCCAACCACCAGCAUUCUCCCUCCAGUGACUUUAGCCUGCAGCCUGCUCCUGUGGUAGAUGACUUUGAUAGCAUCUUUCAGGGAAAUCAGUCCAGCACAAUGGGCAGCAGCUACUUCGCCAACUGAAUGGCCAACAGCAGCAAUUGGCUUAAUGCCCCAGUGUCGCAGGAGUGUAACCAAGGCCACCUGCAGUGUAAAGAGCAAGGGCUGGGCAACUUCAGGCCUGGACAAAUCUUUGUAUUCAUUUUCUUUUGAUUUUAGGAUUCCUGUGGGAAGGUAUUCUAGAAACAGCCUUUCUAUUUCUUUGCAUUUGUCUCUAAACACUGGCUCAGACUGUAGCAAUAUCUCAGGUAUCCCUUUCAGACCCAGACCGUUACCACAGAAUACAAAAAUUAACUCUGGCGGUUUCUUCAGCGGAGCUGUUUCCAAUUCAGCCGCAGGGGAAAGCUGUUGCUCUAGUUUCUGUAGUGAAGAUGCCACAAAGGCUUUUCUGUACUUAUAGUUUAUAUGGCUUCUUCUACAAGCUGAUGUAUAGGCCAGAUUUGGGAGUGUUACAGAAUCACUUGUGCUGAUGUGUCUAGUUGUGUCUUCUAUCGCCUGUUUGAGAGAAUUUCCUGAAGCUGCCGAAAUGACAAAUAAUUCGAGAGGCCUUCGGACUGGAGAAAUGACCUGGGUUUGUUUAAACUGUCUGACAACCACAUGGGCAUUGGUGCCCCCAAAUCCAAAACAGUUGAUCCCAGCAACUCUGCCGAAAUCACUGGACUCCUCCCACUUCUCCACUGUUGUUGGGAUGGAGAGAUUCAAUUUCUCUGUAUUUAUGCUGCUGGUGCUCUCUGAAAAGUGCAAGGAUGGGACUAUCUUCCCAUGGUGCAUCAUGAGAAGAACUUUGAUUAAGCUUGCUGCCCCAGCAGCUGACUCUGUGUGCCCAAUGUUCCCUUUAACGGAGCCAAUCUUGAGAGGGGGCAGAUUAGGAGACCUAUUUUUACCAAUGACAUUACUUAAGCUCUCUGCCUCAACAGGAUCUCCUGCAGGUGUCCCUGUGCCAUGUGCUUCAAUAUAUUGCACAACAGAUGGAUCAACACGAUCUGGGUAGAUGCUGAGCAGCAACUUCUCCUGUUCCUCUUGAGAUGGUCUGGUGAUCGGUGUGACAGAUCUUCCAUUCUGGUUGACUGCACUCAUGCUGAUGACACCCCAUAUUUUGUUGAAGUCUUCCUGCGCCUAUUUUAAAGAAGAUGAAAAGAGGUAAAGAAGAAGAAGAAGAGUUUGGAUUUGAUAUCCCGCUUUAUCACUGCCCGAAGGAGUCUCAAAGCGGCUAACAUUCUCCUUUCCCUUCCUCCCCUACAACAAACACUCUGUGAGGUGGGUGGGGCUGAGAGACUUCAGAGAAGUGUGACUAGCCCAAGGUCACCCAGCAGCUGCAUGUGGAGGAGCGGAGACGUGAACCCGGUUCCCCAGAUUACGAGUCUACCGCUCUUAGCCGCACACCACACUGGCUCUUCUUAAAGUUGGGAUGACAAACACAGCCAGUCCCGUUUCUAUACUCAUACCUUCUUUAACGAUUUCAGCAAAAUAACUCCACAACCUUCUCCCCGUCCAUAGCCAUCGGCUUUUAUAGAAAAGGGUUUGCUGACUCCUUCAGGGGAUAGCAUCUUUGCUUUACUAAGAGCUACGAAGACCUGUGGUUCCAUUAUGCAGCUCACUCCUCCACAAAGAGCAGCUUCGCAGUCUCCUGUAGGGUAAAAUAAUGAAUGCAUUUCUGUUCAGCAUGAGGCUCAGUAUUUAGUCUUCUGAAAAGAUUACAUUGGUAUACAAACACACACAUCUACCUGCCCCUCCAAACUUAAGGGUAUUCUGUUAAAGGGAUCCGGGGGUGUGGAUCUUGUCUGAAGCCCAGGGCAGGGCUUGGGCCAUGGUUGACUCUUUCCGGACUCCCUGCGUGAGGGGCAGGAGUCAGAUAAAGUCGGGUCAAUCCAAUGCAUAAGCGAAUACCGCUCACAUUCUGUAACCAAUAAAGUUGUGGCCUAAACUCGCCCAAUAACAUUUAACCUAAUAUCUGUGUCCUUGUGCCUCAUUCAUCAAUGAGGAGGUGGUCUCGACACACAACAGUAAGUCUCUCAUUGUUUCUGGGGGCAAAUCUGUUGUUCUCUUUAAAAUGUUCUAGUGUGAGUAAAGCAAAUGUCUACAUCUUGUCACUAAAUUAAUAUAAAAUUAUUUCCCUAACUUAUGGUUAGCUAUAUCAUUCCUAUAAGCUCUUUUCUCUCUCACUUCCAUUCAAUGCUUGCCUAUUGGAGUUUAUGGUCUGUGAGGCAACAUCCCUAAAUUACAAAAUGCACCCUGUGUGACAUGACAUAAUAUAACUGGUCCGCAAUAAGCAUAGUGUAAGGAAUAAAUCCCAGAAUUAUACUUUGAAAUAUGUCAGUCUUAUUUGUGAGUGCCUGUGCCUGUGGCCUUCAGAAGGCUGGGGGGUUGGGGGGGGGAGGCUUUCACAACAUACUAACUUCAGACCUUUCCAGAAACAUAUCCCAAUAUUUUACUGUGCCUUGCAACUCAUGCUGCUAGUUGGGGAAUAAAAUAUGAGAGCCAAUAUCGCAUGGAGUGGGGACUUGUUUGCCACUUUGAGGUCCUUAGAGGAAAGGAAAAAUAUGAACGAAUGAAAAACUAUUAGAUCUAAUUACCUUGUUUAAUUGCAUGCAAAGCAAAGUGCAAAGCAUAAUUAAAUGAGGAGCAAGCCGUGUCGAUAGCAACCGAUGGCCCAGUCAGGUUAAAUGUAUAUGAAAUCCGGUUAGCAGCUAUGCUCAUUGCUGUCCCAGUGCCAUCAUAGUGGCUUGCUUCAGUGACGUUUCUGCCACUCAUUAGCCUGUAGUCUUGAUUCAUCAUACC